AUGCAGCGGUUGAAAUCUCAUGCUCACAAAGCCAAAGAAGAGGAAGAAUUCGUGCGUGAUUCAUUGGACACUAAGGAGGCUCUACUUGCUCGAGCCACAGUCGAAAACGAGGAACGGUUCCUUGCUCUCUACAAAAACUUCUCUAGUGUGCUGAAAGAGAGGCUGCUCGAUGCAUCUAAAGCUCAAACGUUACGAGACUUCAAAUGUACGCAAGGCGACGAGAUGGCUGUUGAUACUGAUCAACCAUCGACGAUGGAAGUAGAUGAUGAGAAUGGGGGAGCUAAGAAAAGGACAAUGAAAUUGCAGUUUUAUAGUUUUCUAUGA
Messenger RNA from Linum trigynum, 324 nucleotides. NCBI's taxonomy places the organism in Eukaryota, Viridiplantae, Streptophyta, Magnoliopsida, Malpighiales, Linaceae. The record is from the annotation of a GenBank genome assembly.